CAGUCGUCACUGAGCGAGAGGUGAAAUGGCGCAGAAAGGAGUUCAGCUGGACCGGGAAACCUUCUCUUGUUCCAUCUGUCUGGAUCUACUGAAGGAUCCGGUGGCUAUUCCCUGUGGACACAGCUACUGCAUGAACUGUAUUAAAGGCUUCUGGGAUGAAGGGGAUGAGAAGGAAAUGUACAGCUGCCCUCUGUGCAGGCAGAGCUUCACACCGAGGCCUGUACUGCUGAAAAACACCAUGUUAGCAGCUUUAGUGGAGGAGCUGAAGAAGACUGGACUCCAAGCUGCUCCUGCUGAUCACUGCUAUGCUGAAGCGGAAGAUGUGGCCUGUGAUGUCUGCACUGGGAAAAAACUCAAAGCACACAAGUCCUGUCUGCAAUGUCUGAUCUCUUAUUGUGAGAAACACAUUCAACUUCAUUUCGAAUCCCCUGCUUUUGAGAAACACAAGCUGGUGGAGCCGUCCAAGAAGCUCCAGGAGAACGUCUGCUCUCGUCACGAUGAGGUAAUGAAGCUUUUCUGCCGUACUGAUCAGCAGUGUAUCUGUUAUCUCUGCUCUGUGGAGGUACAUAAAGGCCACGACACAGUCUCGGCUGCAGCAGAAAGGACUGAGAGGCAGAAAAAGCUUGAGUGGAGUAGCCAGACCAUCAAGCAGAGAAUCCAGGACAGAGAGAAAGAUGUGAAGCUGCUUCAACAGCAGGUGGAGGCCAUCGAUCAUGCCGCCAAUAAAGCAGUGGAGGACAGCGAGAAGAUCUUCACCGAGCUGAUCCGUCUCCUGGAGAAAAGAAGCUCUGAUGUGAAGCAGCAGGUCAGAUCCCAGCAGAAAAGAGAAGAGAGUCGAGUCAGAGAGCUUCAGGAGAAGCUGGAGCAGGAGAUCACUGAGCUGAAGAGGGAAGACGCUGAGCUGAAGAAGCUCUCACACACAGAGGAUCUCAACCAGUUUCUACACAACUACCCCUCACUGUCACCUCUCAGCCAAUCAGCAUCCAGCAUCCAUAUCCGUCCUCUGAGCAGCUUUGAGGACGUGACAGCAGCCGUGUCAGAAGUCAGAGAUAAACUACAGGACGUCCUGAGAGAGAAGAGGACAAACGUCUCACUGACAGGGACUGAAGUGGAUGUUUUACUGCCACAACCAGAGCCCAAGACCAGAGCUGGAUUCUUAAAAUAUUCACGUGAAAUCACACUGGAUCCAAACACAGCACACAGACAUCUGUUAUUAUCUGAGGGGAACAGGAAAGCAACAUACAUGUUGCAACCACAGUUCUAUUCUAGUCACCCAGACAGAUUCACUGGAUGGUUUCAGGUCCUGAGUAGAGAGAGUCUGACUGGAUGUUGUUACUGGGAGGUGGAGAUUAGAGGUCACAUUUCUGUAGCAGUCGCAUACAAGAAUAUCAGCAGAGUAGGGGUGUUAAAUGAAUGUGAAUUUGGACUAAAUGAAAAAUCUUGGGCGUUCUAUUGUAUCAAAAACAAAUAUGCAUUAUGGUACAACAAAGUCCAAACUCCCAUCUCAGGUCCAUGGUCCUCCAGAGUAGGAGUGUACCUGGAUCACAGUGCAGGUAUUCUGUCCUUCUACAGCAUCUCUGAAACCAUGACUCUCCUCCACAGAGUCCAGACCACAUUCACUCAGCCGCUUUAUGCUGGACUUUAUGUUUAUGGGUCUGGAGUCUCUGCUGAGUUGUGUAAACUGAAAUAGACAGAAGUAAUUGAAGGGUUAAAUUCUGUCAUUCUGAGUCAUUUUUAUAUUUAAAAAAAGGAAAACUUCUCUAUAUUGCAGCUUGUUAAAUGAGAAUAUUUUCUGGUUCCUUCACUCCUCGAGGGUUUUUUCUGCAUUUCGAUGCUUUUUUAAAAAGCGUAAAGUCUUUCGUUGAUACUUUUUGAUACAUUUUCAAUGUUUUUUUUCAGUAUUUUUUUUUUAAGCUUCUUGACGCUUGCUUUGGACGCUUGCUUGCUAACCCUACACACACACACACACACACACACACACACAGCUGAGUUGUGUAAACUGAAAUAGACUGAUGUCACUUAAGGGUUAAAUUCUGUGUUUUAACUCUUCAACUUAUUUAGUCUCCAUGUUUGUUGCUGAGAGCUGAUUGUUGCAACAUUCAUUUGCUUUUCUAAACAUUUUUGUAAAUUAGUUUGAAAUUUGUUUUUGCUUGUGUUGACGUUUUAGAAGGAAUGAGAUAUUUUUGUUUGUUGAUGAAACCCAUUCGGGGAGCCCCAGCAGCUCUCAAUAUGCUCAGUUGAGAUCUGUUAUUUUACCUUUGAUUGUUGAAACAAGGACGACAUGUUGAAAAAAACUCUUUACCUAGAGGACAUAUUUUUCAAGCAACAUGUGCUCAGAGACAAAUAGAUCUUGGCCUAGGUGGAAAACCUACAGCCCUUUUCACCAAACUGCAAGGAGCAGAAGAGAGACAAAAUGGCCAGAGGGAGGGGCUACAGGAAGGUAUUCGCACCUCCAAGAAUUCUGAGCCUUCCCAUUCGUUUAGAGGGACCCUAAAAACAGCAUGGAGCCAGGUCUGGUGGCCUGAGCUAUAAAACUUCACGUCAUCCCCCACUUCUUGUCUUUGCCCUGUGACUUCGGUCACUACGUGGAAAAUCCGCUGGACAAACUUAACGGACUGCACACAGUAAGGAGGCUUAAGUUUCUGGGCAGAGGAAUAGUAUGUUUUAUUAAUGUCAGUAAGGCUAAUGCUGCCACUUGUUACGACAGUGUGAUUUUAGAUUAAUACUUGUGUUAUUGCUGCACGCUUGAUUUAUUAAUCUGAUCGGACCAUUGAGUCUAAUCUAUUUCUGUGAAUGCACUCUGAUCACGGUGCGUUGUUGAUAUGUUAAGAUCUGUAUUUUAAAGGGAAUACCACCUAAUGAGACUAUGUCACAGUUUGAUUAUUGGUCCCUGACGUUUCAGGGUGA
Messenger RNA from Perca flavescens (yellow perch), 2907 nucleotides. RefSeq names its product tripartite motif-containing protein 16-like. The coding region runs from base 26 to 1690 and encodes 554 amino acids. The transcript has a single exon. Lineage: Eukaryota; Metazoa; Chordata; Actinopteri; Perciformes; Percidae. Gene Ontology annotation, molecular function: protein binding; zinc ion binding. The record is from RefSeq and is a predicted model, not a curated record.